AUGACUGUGCGGCCAGAACCCCCACCCCGAGGUUCUGCUUCUAUGUGGCGGUUUCUCCUCCGUUUCCUGUCGCUGCAACUCUUGUUGCCAUUGACUCUGGGCUACAAAUUGAACGUGCCCCAGGUGUUGCUGCCCUUUGGCCGGGAGCCAGGCCGUGUGCCCUUCCUCCUGGAGGCCCAGAGGGGCUGUUACACUUGGCAUUCCACCCAUCAUGAUGCAGUAACUGUUGAACCUUUAUAUGAAAAUGGAACUUCAUGUUCCCAAAAAGCUAUGCUCAUUGCUGAAUCCACCCAGCCAAUUCGCCUCAGCAGUAUCAUUCUUGCUCGAGAGAUAGUGACUGGCCAUGAACUGCGCUGUGAUGUCAAAGUUGAUAUAAUAGACAGCAUCGAAAUUGUAUCCCGAACCAGGGAGCUUUAUGUAGAAGAUUCGCCACUGGAGCUUAUGGUGAGGGCAUUGGAUGCUAAAGGAAAUACUUUUAGUAGUUUGGCAGGAAUGAUGUUUGAAUGGAACAUUGCCCAGGAUAACGAGUCAACAAGAGAACAACUGUCAAGCAAAAUUAGGAUUCUGAAAUACUCUGAAGCCGAAUAUUCUGCCCCUGGGUAUAUAGUGAACAUGGAAAAAGAAGAGAAAAAAGGAGAUAGGAUUUUGGUGUCUGGGAUUAGGACUGGUGCUGCCAUUGUCAAAGUUCGAAUUUAUGAAUCCUUUUAUAAGAAAGUGAAAGCAGCAUUGAUACGCCUGCUUGUAUUGGAAAAUAUAUUUCUUAUACCAUCCCAUGAUAUUUAUCUCUUAGAGGGCGCAUAUAUCAAAUACCGAGUAGCAAAAAUGGUUCAGGGGAAAAUAACAGAGGUGGAAUCUCCCCUGAGACAGUAUACACUGGAAUUGCAAGACCAUAGACCUGAAUGUAAUGGAAGUUUUUCUGGGAAAGUUGCUUCACUGGAUGAGAAAACAGCCACAGUGACUGCUCUCCAACUGGGCCAAACAAACCUUGUCUUUGUCCAUAAAAAUAUCCAUAUGCGAUUUGUGUCUGGACUCCCAAAUUGCACCGUGUAUGUUGUACAGCCUGCGUUUUUAGGUUUCACAGUCCAACCUGGAGAUAGAUGGAGUCUAGAGGUGGGACAGGUGUACACCAUUACAAUGGAAGUAUUUGAUAAAAGUAGUACCAAAGUCUAUACUUCAGAUAAUUUCAGGAUUAUGUACCAGUUUCCAAAAGAGUACUUUGAAGAGAAGCUAAGUACUACUAAUGGAUCCUAUCAUGUAGUAAAAACUCUGAGAGAUGGUGUCAUGGUAAUAAAUGCAUCCCUGGUUGCCGUCCUUUCCCAGAAUGCAAAUAUCACACCUAUAAAAGUUCCAGUCAUACAUCAACAAGAAGUGAAGAUUUAUUUUCCCAUCAAGCUUACACCAAAAUUUCUGGCAUUUCCUCAUCAUCCUUUGGGAGUGUUAUAUAGUUAUAACAUACAGGUGGAAGGUGGCAGUGGCAACUUCUCCUGGACCUCUUCUAAUGAAACAGUUGCUUUGGUAACCACUAAAGGAGUGGUGACAGCUGGUCAUUUCAGGGGAAACAGCAGUGUUUUGGCUCGAGAUGUACAAAAUCCCUUUCGUUAUGGAGAAAUUAAGAUAUACGUCCUGAAACCGAAUAAAAUAGAACUAUUCCCGUUUCAUGCUGAUGUGGAGAUUGGCAAAAUCAUAGAAAUUCCCAUUUCAAUGUAUUACAUAAAUAAGGAAACCAAAGAGGUUAUCUCAUUCACAGACUGCUCUCAUUUAUCUUUGGAUCUGGACAUGGAUAAGCAAGGAGUCUUCACUGCUGUUAAGGGAGGUAUACAAAGACCUGGACCAAUACACUGUUCUAGUACACAGAUAGUAGCCAUAUCUUUGGGCCACACUCUGGUAACAGUGAGUGUGGCUGAAUAUGAAGAGUACUUGGAGAGCAGUGCUACCUUUGCUGCUUAUGAACCCCUAAAGGCUCUAAACCCCGUGGAAGUGGCAUUGGUGACAUGGAGGUCUGUGAAAGAAGUGGUAUUUGAAGGAGGGCCUCGUCCAUGGAUCUUGGAACCUUCCCGAUUCUUUUUGGAUUUGAGUGUGGAGAAUGCAGCAAAAACCUCAGUAAUGGAAGUCCGGAUUCCAGCUAAAAGAAACCAGAACCAGUACAUUUAUCGGGUCUUGUGCCUGGAUUUAGGAGAACAAGUUCUGACAUUCCGAAUUGGAAAUCACCCAGGUGUUCUGAACCCUAGUCCAGCUGUAGAGCUUGUUCAGAUCAACUUCAUAUGUGCUCACCCUGCCAGCAUGUCAGUGACCCCAGUAUACAAGGUACCAGCAGAUGCCCAACCAUGUCCUCUGCCACAGCAUAAUAAACAACUAAUUCCUGUAUCAAGCCUAAGGGACACAGUCCUGGAACUGACAGUGUUCGAUCAACACAGAAGAAAGUUUGAUAAUUUCAGUACACUAAUUCUCGAAUGGAAAUCCUCAAAUGAAACAUUAGCUUAUUUUGAAGAUUUGAAACCAAUGGAGAUGAUAGCAAAGGAUGAUGGCAGUGGGCAGACACGGUUACACGGUCAUAAGACUCUUAAAGUACGUCAGAUAAAAGGGGCUGUAUUUAUUGGAGUCAAUUUUGUGGGAUAUUCAGAAAAGAGAAGUCCAAAGGAACUUUCCAACUCACCCAGAUCUGCAACUGUGGAGCUGCUGCUGGUGGAUGACGUAACUAUUUUGCCUGAGAAUGCCACCAUCUAUAACCAUCCUGAUGUGAAGGAAAUAUUUAACCUUGUGGAAGGAUCUGGUUAUUUUUUAAUUAAUAGCAGUGAGCAGAACAUUGUCAGUAUCACUUACGUGGAAUCAGAAAGCUCUGUCCAGUUAGUUCCAGUACAUCCUGGAUACCUUACCUUAGAAGUCUAUGAUCUGUGCCUGGCUUUUUUAGGCCCAGCAGUCACUUACCUCAGAGUGUCAGAUAUACAAGAGCUAGAGCUUGAUCUGAUUGAUAAGGUUGAAAUAGGUAAAACUGUGUUAGUAACUGUGAGAGUUCUUGACUCUUCCAAACGCCCAUUUCAAAAUAAAUACUUCAAAUACAUGGAACUCAAACUGCAAUUGGCUUCUGCCAUUGUCACCCUAACAUUCCUGGAGGAACAAGAUGAAUACUCUGAAAAUUAUAUUCUUCGAGCUGUCACUAUUGGACAAACCACACUUGUGGCUGUUGCCAGGGACAGGAUGGGGAGGAAGUUUACAUCUACCCCUCAACAAAUUGAAGUGUUUCCUCCAUUCAGACUUGUUCCAGAGAAAAUUACACUGAUUCCAACUAAUAUGAUGCAGGUAAUGUCUGAAGGUGGCCCCCAGCCCCAGUCCAUUAUUCACUUCUCUGUCAGUAACCAGACUGUGGCUGUUGUUAAUAGGAGGGGGCAAGUUACAGGGAAAGUGGUCGGCACAACUGUGGUACAUGGGACCAUCCAGACAGUAAACGAAGACACUGGCAAAGUCAUUGUGUUCUCCCAGGAUGAAGUGCAGGUUGAAGUUGUUCAGCUGAGGGCUGUAAGGAUCCUGGCAGCUGCAACUCGACUCAUCGUAGCUACUGAGAUGCCAGUUUAUGUGAUGGGAGUAACCAGUUCCCAGACGCCUUUUUCCUUUAGCAAUGCUUCUCCUGGGCUCACAUUCCAUUGGUCCAUGAGCAAAAGAGAUGUAUUGGAUCUACUACCCAGACAUUCAGAGGUUUUUCUAAAGCUCCCAGUAGAAAAUAACUUUGCCAUGGUCAUCCACACAAAAUCUGCUGGUCGGACCAGCAUCAAAGUCACUGUCCGCUGUAUGGACAGCUCUUCUGGGCAGUUUGAAGGGAAUUUAUUGGAACUGUCUGAUGAAGUUCAGAUACUGGUAUUUGAAAAACUCCAACUUUUCUAUCCAGAGUGCCAAUCUGAGCAAAUUCUGAUGCCUAUAAAUUCUCAGCUCAAGCUCCAUACCAACAGGGAAGGGGCCGCCUUCGUGAGUUCCCGUGUCCUCAAGUGUUUCCCUAAUGCAUCCGUGAUUGAGGACGAUGGCAAAGGGCUCCUGAAAGCUGGUUCCAUUGCAGGUACUGCUGUGUUGGAAGUCACUUCUAUAGAACCCUUUGGAGUCAACCAAACAACAAUAAUUGGAGUUCAGGUAGCACCAGUGGCAUACCUGAGAAUGAGCAGCCAGCCCAAGCUAUACACUACCCAAGGAAGGGUCCUGUCAGCCUUUCCCUUGGGCAUGUCUCUCACCUUCACUGUUGAAUUUUAUAGCAGCAUUGGAGAGAAGUUCCACACACACAAUACCCAGCUUUAUCUGGCUCUGAACAGAGAUGACCUGCUACUUAUUGGACCAGGAAAUAGGAACUACACGUACAUGGCCCAGGCUGUGAACCGAGGGCUCACACUCGUGAGUCUCUGGGACCAGAGACAUCCAGGCAUAGCAGACUACAUUCCUGUUAUUGUAGAACAUGCAAUUGAACCAGAUGUCAAGCUUACAUUUGUCGGAGAUGUCAUCUGCUUCAGCACUCACCUCCUCAACCAGAAUGGUGAACCUGGGACGUGGAUGAUUUCUGCUGACAAUAUUCUUCAGACAGACAUUGUUAAUGGAGUAGGAGUAGCUAGGAGUCCAGGAACAGCAACGAUUUUUCAUGACAUCCCAGGAGUGUUGAAAACAUACCGAGAGGUAGUGGUCAAUGCAAUAUCAAGAUUGACGUUCAGUUAUGAUCGCAAGACUUACCUCACCAAUACCCCCAGUUCAUCUGUGUUCAAGCUCUUCGUCACCACAAGCACAAAUGGUGUCAAUGUAAAAGGAACCUGUACCCCAAAUCAAACCUCAGCCAUUACAACACUACUUCCAGAGACACUCAUGCUGUGCCAUAUACAGUUUAGUAACACUUUGCUAGAUAUUCCAGCAAGUAAAGUCUUUCACGUCCAGUCUGAUUUCAGUAUGGAGAAAGGGGUUUAUGUCUGCAUAAUCAAGGCUCGACCUCAGACAAAAGAGCUGCUCCAGGCCCUCAGUAUUUCUGACACCUCAGUCUAUGGGUGGGCGACUCUGGUCAGUGAACGUAGUAAGAAUGGAAUGCAAAGAAUCCUCAUUCCUUUCAUCCCAGCCUUUUAUCUCAACCAGUCAGAAUUGAUUCUUGGCCACAAAAAGGAUAUUGGGGAGCUAAAAAUAUUUGGAAUGGACAGAGUUCUAGAAAAGCUAGAGGUUUUCUCCAGUUCUCCCAACCUAGUGGUCUCUAGCCACCGGUACUUGUCUCUCAUGCCUAACCUGGCUGUCUAUACAGUGCGAGUGGUCAACUUCACUUCGAUGCAGCAACUACUUGUUCCAGCUUUCAUCAAUGUUUCCUGUUUACUAACAAGCCAAAAUGAGGCUGUGCAAGUGAGAGUGAAGAAAGAAAACCCUGAUGCAGAUCCGUGUGGAGAGUCGGGUGUCCUCCAGCACUUCAUAGGCUCUUACCAGGUCCUCCUCUUUACCCUCUUUGCGGUGUUGGCAUCAACAGCUUUCAUCUUUCUAGCAUAUAAUGCUCUCCUAAACAGGAUACAAACCGCUCCAGUCGUCUACGUACCAUCUCUAGGGCAUCCACACAGAGGUUCUUAUACCACACCUCCCCGACCUUUUGUGAACCCACAAACCCCAGGAGCUCAGAACCGAUUUCCACAUUGGCUAUGGAGUACAAGGCACUAA
Molecule: messenger RNA, 5652 nt
Organism: Suncus etruscus (white-toothed pygmy shrew)
Lineage: Eukaryota; Metazoa; Chordata; Mammalia; Eulipotyphla; Soricidae
Gene: NUP210L
Product: nucleoporin 210 like
Exons: 40
Coding region: 1-5652 (1883 amino acids)
Cellular component (GO): nuclear pore
Source: RefSeq, a predicted model, not a curated record